UCCUCCUCCUCCUCCAAGUCAAAGUUGUCUCUCCGCUCAGGAAAGAAGCCGUGGUGCGUUCAGGGUCCUCGCUAGUCGCUUCACCCGGCAGCCAUGCGGCGGAAGCAGAAGCGGCUGCUGCAGGUCUGCGGGCUGCUCGUCGCGGCUCUGCUCUUCCUGCCCAACGUGGGGCUGUGGUCCCUGUACCGGGACCGGGGGGCCGACAGCGGGCCGGCGGACGGUCCGGCCGCCGCGGUACAGGCGGUGAGCCGGCUGGGGGAGGCCGCUCAGCCGGGACGCCACGGCGCCCGGAGGAAGGACUGGCAUGACCACGAGGCCAUCGGGAGAGACCGCGCCCGAUCCGGUAACGGGGAGCAGGGGAAGCCGUUCCCGCUGACUGAGGCCGACCGGGUGGACCAGGCCUACCGGGAGAACGGCUUCAACAUCUACGUCAGCGACCGGAUCUCCCUGAACCGCUCCGUCCCCGACAUCCGCCACGCCAACUGUAAGCUGAAGCUGUACUCUGACUCGCUGCCCAACACCAGCGUCAUCAUCCCGUUCCACAACGAGGGCUGGUCGUCGCUGCUGAGGACCGUGCACAGCGUGGUGAACCGCUCGCCACCACAGCUGCUCCACGAGGUGCUGCUGGUGGACGACUUCAGUGACAAGGAGCACCUGAAGGCGGCGCUGGAGGAGUACAUGGUGAGGUUUCCCAAAGUCCGCAUCCUGAGGACCAAGAAGAGGGAGGGGCUUAUCAGGACCCGCCUGCUGGGCGCCGGCGUCGCCACAGGAGACGUCAUCACCUUCCUGGACUCCCACUGCGAGGCCAACGUCAACUGGCUGCCUCCACUGCUGGACCGGAUCGCCCAGAACAGGAAGACCAUCGUGUGUCCGAUGAUCGACGUGAUCGACCACGACCACUUUGGCUACGACGCGCAGGCGGGGGACGCCAUGCGAGGGGCGUUCGACUGGGAGAUGUUCUACAAGAGGAUCCCCAUCCCCCCGGAGCUGCAGCAGGGGGACCCCAGUGAGCCCUUCCAUCGGCCUCAAGGUCAAGAGACUGAAAUGGAGAGUGAGUGGACGCAGCGGAACAUGAGCAGACCUCCAGUGUUUUUAUCAAACACAUGAACUCUAAAGCUCAGUACAAGACAUCGUGUUGUAUGUUUCUGUUGGCUGAAAGUAGAACUUUCCUCAGUAGAACUUUCCUGAAAGCCUCAAACGUCACAUCGAAAUGUUACGAAGGUCAUUUCUACUUUGGGAGAAGUACAAUAAUAAAUAGUUACGUUUGACACACACAGUAGUUCUUAGUUCGUUGGGGUAGAGCCAGUCCCAGAGUCUCUGAGACCUUCACAGCGAAGACCAUUCGAAGACAACCCCUUGGCAGUGGUGUCUCUCCUACCGGUACAGUAACACUAGCCUCAACCUGUCUGGAACCUCGCAGUAGCUCGGGGAGGGCAGCGUUGGAAGCGCAAUGGCCAAGUUAGUGGGGGUAGAACCAGUCCCCGGGUCUCAGCGAAGACCAUUCGAUGACAACCCCUUGGCAGGGGUUUCUAUCACCUACCAAAAUGGUUACCCUAACCCAGGGGUGUCAAACUCAUUUUCACCGAGGGCCACAUCCGCCUCAUGGCUGCCCUCAAAGGGCCGGUUGUCACUAACACGGUAUAAUUCUAACUACUCCAGAACAUAUUGUUAAAUAACUGUCUUUGCAUUUGUUUAUUGUUUAUUUAGGUGUAAUUAUAUGAAUUGAUAACUAUAUAUGCAAAUGUAUUUAAUAUUAUAAAAUAAAUCUAUUUAAUUUCA
Pseudoliparis swirei is the source of this 1779-nucleotide messenger RNA. RefSeq names its product polypeptide N-acetylgalactosaminyltransferase 10-like. Lineage: Eukaryota; Metazoa; Chordata; Actinopteri; Perciformes; Liparidae. The record is from RefSeq and is a predicted model, not a curated record. The coding region runs from base 94 to 1107 and encodes 337 amino acids. The transcript is spliced from 7 exons. Gene Ontology annotation, cellular component: Golgi apparatus.